Messenger RNA from Penicillium canescens, 564 nucleotides. RefSeq lists its product as uncharacterized. NCBI's taxonomy places the organism in Eukaryota, Fungi, Ascomycota, Eurotiomycetes, Eurotiales, Aspergillaceae. The record is from RefSeq and is a predicted model, not a curated record. The transcript has a single exon. Bases 1 to 564 code for a protein of 187 amino acids.
AUGCACUCGAGUACUGCAUCGCUUACAUCUACGGGUUUGCUGGCAGGGCUGUAUUCAUAUGGAAUUGGCCCUGGACAGUGUUUCACCUCUCCAUCGGACCCAUCAAAGCUGUUCCUCACUGUUGAAUAUACCCGUUCUGCAUUGGCUGCCCUCGUGGUCUUCGAGGGUUGUGGUUUGUAUGACAUCAAGCGUGUAUUGCAUGAGACAGAACUUGGUGCAGAUAAUCGGUCAAAAGAACCAUUCUCUGCUCACCAGGUCAAGCUUGAAAAAGCACUUCGGGACUUGACCAGACUGCCCUUAAAGGUCGAUGGUGAGACGAUGGAGUCCUUUAGCGAUGUGCUAUUGCUGGGUGAAUCAGCGGGUGAUCCGCUUCUACGUGAAGCGCUCAAAGACGUUUUGAGCAAGCAGCGGCAGUCCGAUAAUCUUCUCGCUGCAGCAGUUGAUAGACUCAAAGGGACAAUCGAUCCAGUGUUUGCAGGUGCCACUAGCGCCGCACAUCGCGAUUUGGAACAAGCGACGAACUCGGCUCUUAAUCCUGAUAACCUGUGUCAGGCCCCGGUUUGA